This is a messenger RNA of Carcharodon carcharias (great white shark), 1296 nucleotides long. Its product is annotated as RNA-binding protein 39-like. Gene Ontology annotation, biological process: mRNA processing. Lineage: Eukaryota; Metazoa; Chordata; Chondrichthyes; Lamniformes; Lamnidae. Gene Ontology annotation, molecular function: RNA binding. The record is from RefSeq and is a predicted model, not a curated record. The transcript has 13 exons. Gene Ontology annotation, cellular component: nucleus. The coding region runs from base 1 to 1296 and encodes 431 amino acids.
AUGACUUCUGAUGAGUUUGAUGUUGUGAUUGAAGCAUUGCUGGAGGCACCAUACAAGAAAGAGGACAAAAAGUUCAAGACCAAAGGUUACAACAAGGAGAACAACAGGAGUGUGACUCGGGAGGCCAGUGAGAGCAGGAGUCCAAGUCAUGAAGACAGCAGCAGCACUGGUCACGAGAGGAAACAGGCAAAAGUCCACCACCGGCACCGGAGGAGAAGCCACGAUCGAAGGAGACGGCACGCGCGGGGGAAGGCAAGGCACAGCCGGAGGGGGCACCACAGCCGGAGCAGGGGUCAUCGUCACUCUCACCGUGGCAGCCACAGGCAUCGCCGAUCCCAUAGUAGGAGCCGGAGCCCAUUCUUCAGGGAUAGAAGUUUCAGCAGGGAUCGCUCUUGGAAUCGGAGCCCUGAAGAGAGGGACGCCUGUACGGUCUUGUGUCUGCAGUUCUCCGCACGCAUCCGCCCCAGGGACCUUGCUGAAUUCUUCUCAACUGUGGGGAAGGUUCGCGAUGUGAAGAUCAUAUCAGACAGGAGUUCGCGGAGGUCAAAAGGCAUCGCUUAUGUUGAAUUUUACGAGAUCGAAUCUGUCGCUCUGGCAAUCGGUCUCUCAGGACAGAGACUGUUGGGAGUUCCCAUCAUUGUCCAGGCCUCUCAGGCAGAGAAGAAUCGGCCAAACACGGUGGUCAGCAACCAACAGAAAGGGCUGGAGGGACCCAUGAGGCUCUACGUGGGGUCACUCCACUCCAACAUCACCGAGGAAAUGCUCAUGGGAAUCUUUCAACCCUUCGGGAAGAUUGACAGUCUACACGUGAUCAAGGAUCCGGACACGGGGAUAUCCAGAGGGUAUGGAUUCGUUGCGUUCUCCGACUCGGACAGUGCCCGGAGGGCGUUGGAACAGCUCCACGGCUUUGAACUAGCGGGACGUCCUCUGAAAGUUGGGCCGGUGUCGGAUCGAUCGGAACAGGACGGACAGAUCUCCGUCAUGGACAAUGAGGAGGCAGAUCGAUCUGGAAUUAGUCUGGGCCCCACCGGCCGUCUCCAGCUCAUGGCGCGGUUGGCGGAAGGAUCGGGGAUCGAGAUUCCGGCUGUGACUCAGGCUGCCCUGCAGCUCCACUCCGUCUUCCCUUUCGGGGUUCUGAUGCCUCCAAUCACAGGGACUCUACCAAAGGCCCAGAUCCCAUCAACAGCCCCUCUCCCGGAUCCCAUUCCAUCACUUCAGACCCCCAAGACCCCCAGAGACAUCGACCCCAGCAUGAGCCAAAAGUUAACGGAUGCUGUGACUGCAGAGAAAUCCUAG